Strongylocentrotus purpuratus (purple sea urchin) is the source of this 3507-nucleotide messenger RNA. RefSeq names its product pyruvate dehydrogenase phosphatase regulatory subunit, mitochondrial. Gene Ontology annotation, cellular component: mitochondrial matrix; cytoplasm; mitochondrion. The coding region runs from base 235 to 2847 and encodes 870 amino acids. Gene Ontology annotation, molecular function: oxidoreductase activity; protein binding. Lineage: Eukaryota; Metazoa; Echinodermata; Echinoidea; Camarodonta; Strongylocentrotidae. The transcript is spliced from 18 exons. The record is from RefSeq and is a predicted model, not a curated record.
UUGAAGUCUACGCAGCUACGAAGAGAGGAACGUUGAAUUGUGAUGAAAGGCUCACUGAUACAUGACAGUUUUUGCUAAAAUCUUUACAUUCUUGUAUUAUUAAUCAGAUGUGAAAAACGUCGUGAGUCGGUGACUAGCUGCGAUAAAGACUUAACACACGGACCACCCAGCUCCCGUAGACAAUGGGUUAAUGCUUGUUUGACUGACAUUUAAUCUCUUUGAUUUUGUACAAAGAUGCAAGUUCUCCUAAAGGGAGGGGCUACCUCCCUCCAGAGGCUAGUACCCAUAUGGAGUGUAUCACAUCGUCUCAUCCACCCUUCUGUCACCCGUCUUGCCGGCGCCCGAGCUCCUACAUCAGUGGACUUGCCGGAUAGAGCCAAGGUAGUGAUUUGUGGUGGGGGUAUCGCUGGGACCUCCAUUGCCUAUCACCUUGCCAAACUUGGAUGGAAUGAUGUCCUUCUUCUGGAGCAAGGAAAUUUGACAUGCGGUACAACAUGGCAUUCUGUGGGGCUAGUGGGUUUGUUGAAGGGCCAGUCAGUGCUGGGCCAGGUGUCCAGAUGGAGCGCUGAACUCUAUGAAAGUCUCAAGGAAGAAACAGAUAUUGAUACAGGCUUUCGAGUAACAGGCUCAGUUUCGGUUGCCCAGACCCAGGAUCGCCUGACCUCCUUUAAGAGGUUGCAGGCAAGGGAAAGAGAGAUUGGAACCGAAUGCGAAAUAGUGACGCCUUCAGAGAUUGAGAAGUUGGUUCCGUAUCUUAGAACUACCGACCUUGUAGGUGGCAUUUAUUCACCUAAGGAUGGCAGAACAGAUGCUUCUAACACAGUCAUGGCUUUGGCUAAAGCCUCAAGGUCAAAUGGUGUCAACAUCGUUGAGGGUGUACAAGUUAACAAGAUCAGGAGUGAGAAUGGUCGAGUGUCGGCUGUCGAGACGUCACAUGGUACCGUCAAGUGUGAAUACUUUGUCAACUGUGGAGGGCAGUGGGCAAGAGAUAUAGGUUUGAAGAGUGAUCCCAUUGUAAGGGUUCCACUGCACAGUGUAGAGCAUCAGUACAUGAUCACCAAACCAAUUCCUGGUGUGGAGCCGCAGAAAUACCCAUAUGUAAGAGAUACCGAUGUUGGAAACUACUUGAUAGACUGGGGUGGAGGCUUCCUGGCUGGGAUGUUCGCCAAGAAAGGCAAGCCUCUCUUCUUUGACGGCAUUCCAGAGAAGUCAGAAUUCUUAUCCAUGCCAGAGGAUUGGGAUCAUUUUGCUCCACAUCUGCAAGGCUUUCUGAAACGAGUGGAGGGAGCUGAGAAGGCUGAAGUACAGCAGCUCUUCAAUGGACCCGAAAGCUUCACACCCGAUGGGCUUCCCCUCUUUGGACCUGCACCUGAGAUCGACAACUACUUUGUGAUGGCUGGUAUGAGUUCACAGGGCAUCGUCUACAGCGGAGGUCUGGGAAGGGUCAUGGCAGAAUGGAUCGUCAAAGGCCACGCCUCCCUCAACACGUGGUGUAUGGAUGUGCGGCGCUUCACAGAGUACCACAAUAACAAGGCCUUCCUGAGGGAUAGAGUCACAGAAACAGAGGGAAAUGCCUACCACAAUCCCUACCCCGGGGAUGUUAACUUUGAGACGGGGCGCAUGCUACGUUGCUCCCCGCUCUUUGGGGCGCAGAGGCAGGCCGGAGCAGUGUUUGCUGAGAAGGGUGGAGUGGAGAGACCUGUCUACUUCAUGAACCCAGCUAAUCAAGAGGCUUUGUAUGAUGAUCUUCAGAAAGGUAGCUUUGGAAAGCCUGCUUGGUUUGACUACGUGAGCGAGGAGUACUGGGCGUGUCGGGAGAGUGUCUGCCUUAUGGACAUGUCAUCAUUCAGCAAGUUUGAGCUAGAGUCUGAUGGUCCUGAGGCAUGUGCCCUACUACAGAAGCUAUGCCCCAAUGAGAUGGACAUGGCCAUAGGAUCAGUAGCACACACACCUAUGCUCAAUGAGAGGGGAGGAUACGAGAAUGAUUGCAGUGUCGCCAGAGUAUCAGAAAACAAGUACUUUAUCAUCUCCCCCACCCAGCAGCUGAGACGAGGAUUCAAAUGGAUCUCCAAGCACUUACCAUCGGACGGUUCCGUACAACUCAGGGAUGUAACGAGCCACUACACAGGAAUCAAUGUACUGGGACCAAGGGCAAGAAGUGUGUUACAAAGGCUCACCACGACAUCCGUUGCUCUUGUAGAUAUGAAGCCGUUUACUGUCCGGGACAUAAGUAUAGGAUAUGCCAACGCUGUGAGGGCCAUAUCGGUCACACAUGCAGGAGAAGACGGCUGUGUACUCUACAUUCCUAAUGAGAUGGCAAUCAAUGUGUACAAUUCGCUGAUGAGUGCCGGGAAGUCGUACGGAAUACGCAACGUAGGCUACUACGCCCUCAGGUGGUUGAGGAUAGAGAAGCUCUUUGCUUACUGGGCGGAUGAUUUCAACGACACGCACACCCCGUACGAGAUUGGAAGGGAGCACAGAGUGAAGUUUGACAAGGACAUUGACUUUAUUGGCAAGUCUGCUCUCCUGGCUCACAAGAAGGCAGGGAUCCGAUUUCGCCUCACUCAAUUCACGUUGGAAGACCACGACACCGACUACCACCACUGGCCUGCCGGCGGCGAGCCAAUCUAUCGCAACGGUCAGUACACCGGUCUCGUCACGUCGAGCGGCUAUGGCCCCAGCCUUGGCAAGAUUGUCUGUCUGGGCUGGGUCACAAACUCUGACCCCAUGACACAUGAAUACAUCACAAAAGCCAGCUACGAGGUGGACGUAGCGGGUCAGCGGUAUAAGGCGAAAGCAACGUUGUACCCUCACAAACAGGCUACAAGACAUGCCCUUAUAGGCUGAGAAUAGGAAUAACAAUCAUUGCCUCAAUUAAAUGCUACAUGAAGUAGGAAGGUUAACAUUUAUUCAAGCUAUUAUUCAACAAUCAGUAUUAACAUUACAGGAUGUUAAGGAAUAUGUGUGAAAAUGGGGCAAAGUAAUGCUUUCAUAUAUAAUGUCAAUCCUAACAUAGUCAUUAACCAGAAAGAACAAUGGCAAUACUUUGUUUCAAAUAACAAAUAAAAAUGUUCUCUCUAAAAAAAUGAUUUCUGACUUAACAUGAUUUUUGCCCAUAUAGUAUCUACUUUCUAAGAAUGUACAAUAAACACCAACAGAGCUGCCACUUUUGAUGCAGCUACGCAGUUUCUCAAAACAGAAUUAUGAUGUGGACAUUUUGUGGGGAUUGAAUUGAACAUUAUGAAGUUUUGAGAUAUUUUAAAGCCUGUUUUUAUCUGCAAUCCUCUGUUAAUGUGAUAUUCGCUUCCUACUCCAAGUCCAGCAAACAGAAGAUGAUUCUUCACUCAGGAUAAUCAGUUACUCUACGAAGAAUCCAAAUUCGUUUUAGACUUUUGCUGAUGACGGUUUAGACUUUCCUAAAUGUGGCAGAGAUUCUUUUUUAUGCCUCUGUUACGAAGUAGCCAGAGGCAUUAUGUUUUCUGGUUGUCCGUCCGUACGUCCGUCCGU